Molecule: messenger RNA, 2865 nt
Organism: Scatophagus argus
Lineage: Eukaryota; Metazoa; Chordata; Actinopteri; Scatophagidae
Product: complement component C1q receptor
Exons: 1
Coding region: 263-2005 (580 amino acids)
Molecular function (GO): calcium ion binding
Source: RefSeq, a predicted model, not a curated record
GCAGUCAAAACACUGCAGAAACUGCCAUUGUUUUCUAUUCCAAAACGGAUGUGUCCAGCGGGGGAGAAAGAAAGAACUCAUAAUUGCUGCUAAACAUGGUUUCCGUCUUUAGUUUGCAUCCCAAACAGGAUGCAGGAGCAUGAAUGUUAGUUUCAGACCCACGCCACUUGUUUUUAGCUACGAAUGGAGAAUCACAUAUUGGUCAUAUUUUGCCCUAAAACUCCCAGGGACCUGCUGGAUAUGAACUGAUUUGUUGAUCUCUAUGGCAGUUAUGUUGUUGAUUUUUCUACUGCUGCUCAUCAGUAGCUUGGAGGGUGUCUCUGGAGCUGAACAUGAGACACUGUGUACCUCUAACGCCUGCUUCACCCUGCAUAUGGACAAGGGGAGCUUUGAGAAAGCCCAGCAAAGCUGUGUCCACAAAGGGGGUUACCUGAUGACAGUGAGAGACAGAGGAGAAGAGGAUGUGCUGCGCUCGCUUCUCUCACAGAUCCAAAGACAACAACAGAACUGGGUACUUAAAUUUUGGAUUGGAUUAAAACUGCACAGAGGUGACUGCGUGUUAUCUGACAAGACUCUCAGGGGGUUUAAGUGGGUAUCCGGUGAGGAAGACUCACACUACUCCAACUGGGAAAAAGAACCAGUCACCACAUGCACAGAGGAGAGAUGUGUGAAGGUUCAUUACACUUCAUCAGGAGAGAACCAACUGAAAUGGAGUGCUGGACCCUGCAAAAAAACCCUGUUUUAUGCAUGUAAGUUUUACUUUAAAGGAAUGUGUAAACCUUUGGCUCUGUUGGGGCCUGGACAAAUAACCUACGUAGCUCCCUUCUCAGAGGAGAAGGGAGUCGAAAUCAUUUCAGCAGACGAAAUAAUCUCAGCAUACGUUCCACUCGGAACGUAUGCUGAGAUUUUAUGUAGUGACCAACAGAUUCACUUCUCUAUGUGCAUGAGGAUAGAUGACGUCUAUCUCUGGAAAGUGCCUGGCCCGUUUUGCAAAGCGGGAAGGCAAAACUGUGCGAUCAACAAUGGCGGAUGUGAACAUUUGUGCCAUCAGGAGGCAGAUGAGGUUCGAUGUUAUUGUAAAGAGGGUUAUAGCCUGAUUGAGGAUAGAGUCACUUGCAGGAUGAAUGACUUGUGUGGCAUUGACACCUGUGAGCAUCAAUGUGUAAUGAGUGAGUCCGGAUAUUCCUGCAAGUGUCCAGACGGCUUUAGACUGGAUGCAAACCAGCGCAACUGCUCUGACAUUGAUGAGUGCCAGUCACAAGCAUGUGAGCAUCAUUUGUGUAAAAAUACUCAUGGCAGUUAUACUUGUGUGUGUAAAGAAGGCUACCAAAUGGUUAACGGUAAAUGCAGUGAUGUUGAUGAGUGUCUUCAACUGAGAUGUGACCACAGCUGCUUUAACAGUAUUGGAUCCUUCUCUUGUCAAUGCAAUGAGGGCUUCACCUUAUCCGAGGAUGGCCGCUCAUGUGUGGACAUGAACGAAUGCGUCAGUAAUCGCUGUCAGUUCAAAUGUGUCAAUACUUUUGGUAGCUUCUUCUGCACCUGCCCGCAAGGCUUUCACGUGGAGAGCGAUGGUUCAACUUGUGCACCAGAUUUAACAGACACACCAACUGCUUCAUCAGAUGACCCACCUGAGGAGGAAACACAAGAAAACUUCACAGAGGCUUUAACCAGAACUACAGUUGAACUCCAGCACCAGUCCCCACACACUGAUGCACCUCUUCCUGACCUGGUGAAUGACACAAACAGUGAUCAGCAGGGCAACACAUCCUUGGUGACAACAUUUGCCAAGACAGUGAAUUCAAAAGUGCUAAUCUGUGCUCUCGGUUCAGUCAUUCCUCUGCUGUUUUUGGUCACAGUGACUCUGGCAAUUGCAAUUUUUCGAUGCAGUCGCUCCAAAAAAGAGGCCAAGAAAAACACAACUACAGAUGGCUACUGUUGGGUUUCCUCUGGUUUGGAUCCCCGUUUAGAGAAACUCUAUGAGUCCAUCUUGACUGAUGACCUAUGACCUGACAGUGAUGGAGAAGACUGACUGACUACAUGGAUUGUUACGUUUAUUUAUGUAAUUUAUGUUCUUGAAAUAUCUCUAGGUUAGGCUGCAUGUUGUUUUCAAAUUAUUAUAUAUCACAAAUCAGAGAAAACUUUAUUGUCUGUCAGAAAGUAUUUUGGCUUGUACAUAGAGUAGAAACAGAGAAGGGGGAAAAACAGUGAAAACCAAUAUGCUGAAAUUGGCAACAAGCAGCAGAGAGCAAAUAUGUGUAUGUGUUUGUUGGUGGAGGGGAUGUGAGGGACAAGUUCAGCAGUUUUAAUUGGGUCCCACGUGGUACCAGCAAGUUUGGGUUUGAGUUGAGUGAGAAAGAUACAGAGAGAAAGAUGUAAUUUUGAAAGUGAGCAGGAUAAAUCAACUAAUUUUGUAAUGUGUCUUUUCAUAACUGCCUACAUUUUCUUCUAAUUCACCAACAGACAUGUUCGAGGUAAUGUAUGCAUGCCUGUUCACUAAACCUGCAAUCAGCUUUUGGCCCUGGGACAUGUUGUCUUCACUGCAUCUUUCAUGUGACGCCAAAUGAUUAUAUGUUAUAUCCAUACCUCAUCGGGGUGUUUUUUUUUUUUUUUUGUUGUUUGUUUUGUUUUUGUUUUUUUUUCUUUUGGUCACUUGGGGGCACCAUAUUCACAAAAAGUAUCAUCACCUUUAAAGUUGAUAAGGCAAAUCUGUGGCUUACACACACCAGUUAUGGAACAGCAAUAUCAUUUAUUUGGAGUCAUAUUUCUGAUCAUCUUAUGUAUCUUAGUCCAUAAUACUGAAUCACUUUUAGCUCUGUUUUUGCUCUCUACCAACCCAUGAAAUAAAUAUUUUCCUCUUAGCUGCUA